UGACGAGGGGAAAUACGGAGCAGCAGAGCAGAAACGGAAAUUGAAGCGGUAGAGUUUGACGGGAGAAAAUUUUGAGGGGCGGGGUCUCAUAACGGAAGAAAUUACGAUGGAUCUUCAUUAGGAUUAAAUAGGGAUUAUUGGGUGAGUGAUUAGGAUCAUUUAGCUACUAUUAAGUUACGUGCAAGAGUGGAGCGUAGAGGGGAUAAAAGAACCAGGCCCUCUGUGUUUCGGAGGAACCAAACGAACGAAGUUAAGAGGGAGAGAGGAGCUUGGCGACGGUUCCGACGAUCUGAAUGCGGAAUUGCAAUAGAAGGAGCAAACGACGACUAUGAUGGUACCAGCAGUGUGUGGAAGACAGACGCCUUGACACCGGAUGAACGGCUAGGUAGAUCCGAAGCAAGAGCUCCAACAGGAGCCGAAGGUGAGAGGUAGAUUGUCGCCGGCUAAGGUAAAAUCGAUCAGGGUUGGAGAAUCAGUUGCCCGCAGUGGGAAGUCCAGGGCUUCGGUGUCGAGCGGUGGGAGCAGCUUCCUGAUUACGAUUGGUUAGGUAAGGUAUGAGAUUUUCUUUCCUCUCCGAUUGGAUUAAAUUUAUCAAGUGUCGGUGAUGUUUGGAAGACGUGCAUAUAUGGCUUCGUGGGUAGACUUUGAAGUUGGAUUGGGGAUGAGAACAAUUGUAAUGGGUUGGUGGAAACUAAAUAGAUAUGAGCAGACUUAGUGAAAGUGAAUGGUUAUGGCAGUGUAUGGUUAUCAUGUAAAUUAGCUAAUGGGAUUUAUUUUUGGAGAAUGAUUGUGGGGUAAAUGACAAAGUUGGCAUAGUAAUGGUGGGUCAACUUGGGAUUAAAGUUAAAUAUGAUGGAUGGGUAUUCUGAUGAUGGAGUUUUAUCUUCAUUAGAGAAUUAUUGGAGCAAAGUUAUGGGGUCUAUUCAAAAGAGGAUCAAAGCUGGUGGUUGAUAAGUCAAUUGAUGUGAGUAAUCAGGUGAGUGUAAAGUGGGUAAAUUCUACGCCUUACAUGUUCAAGUAUUUGCUUUACGUGAAGUGUGUGUGCACUGUUUGAUUUAUGAUUGUGUUGAUUAUGCAUGCUUCGAUUUGAGUUAUUGUUUGGAGCAUUUCAAUAUCUACGUUUAAGAAUUUAAGUUCAUGUUCUUAUGACGGUUAAGAACGAGUAUUUUUAAUGCUUCAUCGUUUACUAAGUUAUGGUGUUAAGAGUAAGACAUAGUCACGAGUAAAGAUAAAUAACCUCGCUUAGCUAGCCACUAGCUAGACAGAUCCCUACCGAACGGUGAUAAGUUCCGUGGUAGUUGAUCACUACCGGAUGGUGAUACGUUCCACGGUAGUUGGUCAGGCUUGGAGCCGGACGGUGAUGAGUUCCGCGGUUUCCAUUGCCUAGGUUUAGGUGUGCUACCGGAUGGUGAUACGUUCCAAGGUAGUCACGUCGUAGUUUGACACCGGAUAGUGAUUUGUUCCGCGGUGGUCAAACCCAUUUGAGGGGCACCCCUUGGCGAGGGUAGCCAUGUUUAAGUAAGUAAGUAAGAAAGUAAGUAAGGCUAGUAGUGGCGCCAGCUAAGUCGAGAUAGGGGUCCCAUAAUAAGAUAAAGGAAGAAAUAAUACGCUUUUAAGAGUUAAAGUUUAAAAGGCGGAAGUACACACAACUUCCAUAAGUUUAAGUAAGUGUUUUAAGCAAAGUGCUCAAGUACUAAAAGUAAUAAACGUGAAGGCGUAGAUUGACCCCAUCUCACUCACCAGUUUGAAGAGCUAGAGGAGCUAAAGGAGCAAUUAGUGAGCGGCGAGUUCGAGGGCAGCCAGCUAGAGGAGGGCAGUAUAAACGUCACGGAGGAUGCUUAGUCAAGGUUUUCAGUAGCAACAAUAUUAGAGAUUAUUAUUUAUUUACAUUUAUGAUUAUGAGUAUAGACUGGAGAUCAUUUUGAGAAUUUAAGUUUUGAGUUUGCCCAUUUGUUAGGGCACUGCAUUGAAUUACAAGUGUGUGUUUUCAGUAUUUUAUUUAUGAAAAAUUUUCCCACUGCAAUUUAUUAUUUGAGUAUUUUAUUUAUCAAUGACAUUUUAGUAAAAGUAGUACCAGGCCGGGUUAGGGUGUUACAUCGGUCACCUGAGGUGGAGUCAUGUUCGUCAACCUCCCUUGGCAAAAAGAAUCGAUGAGAAUCUUGUCAUGUUGAAUGAGACCGCCAUAGAAAGUUUCUAUCCGAAAUUGUUCCUCGAAUCCAUGGUGAGGGCAUUGGAGGAAGUAGUCCGAGAAUCUUUCCCAUGCAUCCCUCAAUGUCUCAUCUUCCUCUUGCUCAAAGUGAGUGAACUUCUUCCUCCACUCGGCCGUCUUGGAAGGAGGACAAUAUCGGGUCAUAAACUUAUUGAGCAAAUCAUCCCAUGAGGUAAUUGAGCGAGCCGGUCGGUUGUUGAGCCAUCGAAGCGCUUUCCCCGCAAGAGAGUAGGGGAAUAGCCUCAGUUGCAAUGCCUCCGCAGGGACACCAUUUAUCUUCAAACUUCCCGCAAGCUUAAGGACCCUCUGAACAUCGUUAUGAGGGCGAGCUUGAUUUCAAAGUUGUUGGCGGCCACGGGUGGAUGUAAGAUGGGAGAUUGAAUAUCUGCUGCCGGUGGAGCCAUGUAGUACCCAUAGUCCUUGGUUCAUCCUCAGCUCCCGCUUCCUCAUUUGGGUCCGGAGGCGGCUUAGCACCUUGUUGUUGACGCCAUCUCAACUUCAAUUUCUACUUCAACUCCUCUAACUCUCGGACCAACUUGAUGUCCCAUCUCUUCAAUUAUCAUUCUUGCUUCCGCUAACUCCCUCUCACGAGCCAAGAGUCAUAGAGUGCGGUUGAGGUUCUCGUCUAGUGUUGCUAAAGGUGUCAGAUUGCUCCGGGUCAUACACCUCCUUGCACACAAUCAAAAGAACCACAACACGUCCAGCACAAGCAAAAUCCACACAAGCAAAACUAAAAAUAAAACCUAGAUUAACACCAAACAAUAUUUUCAAGAUAACGGGCCUAAGCUCCCCGAAAACGGCGCCAAAAACUUGACUCAUCCCCAAUAUCACACUUAAAUCCAACCUAAGGCUCAAGUAUAAACCUUAAAUGGGUGCAAUAUAGGGCAAGUAUGUUUAAAUAUCAACCCGGACCGACCCAUUGAUUCGGGGCCAAAUGUACACAUUUUAUCACCUCUUUCUUGUUCAUUUAGCUUACUAAAUCACAGUCCCUCAACCUAUUUUAUGAUAUGUUGUGCUUGUUUUGGUACAUUUCAAGACCUAGCACGUGUGGGAAGGUCCGGGACGAGUUUCAGGUCAUUCAGAGGUCAAAACGAGCCAAAAAGUGGAGGUUGAGCCUUGUUCACGGGCUGGAGCUUCAGUUCACGGUCUCUAUGACCGUGAACAGAAGGCCUAGACCGCGAAGUGACCAAUUUCCAGAACGGUUUUGCAAGUUACUGACCUCAAGUCAGUUCAUGAUCUAAGACCGUGAAUUGAAGCCCCAUGCCGUGAACUGGGCCCUAUCGGACAAAUAUAAAGACAACAGCGGGGAGAGAGAAAGGAGAGCUGGUUUUUAGAGAGGAAAUAGUUUCUUUCUCUAGGGUUUCGACCCAAAACACCAAAGGGGAGUUCUAGAGAGAGAGAGAGAGAGAGUUCUUGAGUGAUCUUGGAGCUUAAUUGAAGGCAUUGAUCAAGCUUGGAAGCAAAGAAUCAAGCCUAGAAAAAGAAGAUCUUGGGCUCCAAUUUUUAAUCUCUCUCCUCUCUCUCUAGAAACUCACCCCUUCUCUUGGGUUUAAGAACCAUAGAUCUAGAUUUUGUGUCAUUUUUGGUGUAUGUGACAAAUUCUAUCUUUGAUUGAUGAAUUUAUCUAUUUGAUGGAUGUUUGGUAAGGGUUGAAUGAGUUUGGUUUCCUUGACUUGUCAAUUGCGCUUUGACCUAGGAGGGAGAAAUAUCCUUAGAGCCCCCUAUUGGCGUCUUCGGGUCACUCUUAUCGUAUAUUUUAGGGGUAAUCCCCGAGGGAGUUGAUUCCAUUGGUCUCCCUGCAAUAUAUGAAACCCUAGGUUGAUUAGAGCUCCUACCCAUCCAUCACUUCACCGUUCCGGGUCCGUCUCGAGUGAGUCAAUCUCAUAACGGUAGGAUAGUGAAUCGAUCGAGUUAGAAUAGUACUCAACAUCGAUCCAAAGGCUAGAAAUAGGGAGAAUUUAACCCAAGAGAGCUCCCAAACCUUGUAAAUAGUUAGGUUAGUGGUUAGCUAGGUUAGUUAGUUUAGUCUUUCCUAAUCACCACCCUAGGUUGGCUAGAUAACAAACCCUAAACCUGAAGUAGGGUAAGCCUAGAUCCCCGUGGUAGGAUAAAUUCUUAUUGCUUGCUUUCCCUAUGCUACACUCGAUCGGCGAUUAUACUUGGCCUUCGAUUGGGAUGUUGUAGUUAGAACUAGUCAAGUUUUUGGCGUCGUUGCCGGGGAACCAUUCUAGGUUAUUUGAAAAUGGGUUAGGUCGUUACUUUAGCCGUUUUGUUUUUAUGUUUUGUGUUGUUGACCCAUUCUUCUCUUGAAGGGUGGUUUUUUUGUUUGAUUUUUUUGUGUGUGUAGGUUUUGAAUCAUGGAUCCUUACGACUUCACCGACAUAUGGGGGUAUCCACCACCACUUGAGAGUGGUUACCCCAGAGCUUCAUGGGACGAGAAAAAUGGGGGAAACCUAAGAUCUGGGUUCUAUUACCAACCCCCCCCCCCUUCCAAGAGGAACAAACAUACCAAUGGGGGUAUCAAGAAACUUCCCCAUAUGAAGAAAACUACCCUCCUCAAACCGAGGAGACAUCCAAGUUGGAGUUGGCUUUCAUGGGGCAUACCUCCGCGAACUUGGAUCUCCCCCAAUCCUAAGUGAAGUCUAAGUUGGAUCUUUCCAUGGAGAAAUUUGAAAGAACAAGCUCUAACAGUGAUUUCCAACCCCUCCCUCCACCUGAUUUGACUCUUGAAGACAAGGUGGAACGAGCUUGUGCAAACUAUCGCCUCUCAUCAUUGAAGGAGAAAGCGGAGGGUGAAGGAGCGAUCAAUGACAACUCUGUGGAGCAAGACAGACUCUCCCCUAAGAGCUCCCUUGGUGAGGAUGAACUAGAAGGUUGCAUUGAUGACUUUCACACCCUUCCCGAAAGCCACUUUGAAGACCAAGUCACGAGUGUGGAGGAGCAAGAGAAUCCUUUCUAUGAUCUUGCAUGGCAUCUUGUCCUCCAAACCGUGUUUGAGGACAUGAAUGGGAAGGAGAAAGAAGAGGUUAAAGAGGAGGAAGUGAGCAUUAAAGAGGAGGAAGAUCUUGGUUGUUCUCAAGGGGAGGAAAUUGGAGAAGAAGGAAGGGAGGUUGAUGAAGAAGGAGAAGGAGCAAGUGGUUUCCAAGAUGAGGAAAUGGUCAAGGUCGAUGAAGCAUCCACAAGUUACAAGAGUUACCAAUGCUUUCAACCGGACCUUGAUGCGCUUUUAGAGAAGGACCCAAUUGCGGCUCUUUGCCAAGCCAAGGACAAACCAUAGGCGAUCCCUCUUUGUGGAUAUGAUGGAAGUAAAUGGAGUUUGCACUACAUGGUAUGGGGUAAGGAGAUGAAGAAAGAAGGAAAGAAGGAGAGGUCUCGUCGGUGGAGCCUCAUGAAAACUCAAGUUCAAGAGCCCUCAACUUCAAGGAUGUUCUUAGGUGGACCGAAACUUGAGGAGCAACCGUCCGACUCACGACGUUAAAGAAGCACUUGGUAGGAGGCAACCCAACCAUCAUUGGUUUGUAUCUCUUUUCCUUUCAAUAAGACGACCAUUGGAGA
Linum trigynum is the source of this 5764-nucleotide messenger RNA. The record is from the annotation of a GenBank genome assembly. Lineage: Eukaryota; Viridiplantae; Streptophyta; Magnoliopsida; Malpighiales; Linaceae.